UUUAAUUGCCACCACAACCACCCCAACGGGCCUCCAUUUAAAUCUCCAAAAAACAGCCUCCUUCCAUGAUGCUGACGUUUACGGCCCAGAUUAAAAGCGCACAACACCCAACUCCCCUUCCUUCAAUAAAUUAAAGGCUAAAUAGAGUCAGAGUCUGUCCAAACCCUCCAUAGAUUUUCGUUUUCCCUUAUUUAUAUCAUACCUUCUAAAUUUCAUAUCAAGCUUGCUAGUUGAAGAAGAUGAUGAGGAAGAUGUUGGUGGUGGCGUUGCUUUUGAUCGUUGGUUCGGUGAGUGAGGCGAGUGCGGCCGCGACUGUGGCGCAGAAGUGUAGCAACCAGUUUCAGAAGGUGGCGGUGUGCCUGAGCUAUGCGACGGGGAAAGCGGAGACGCCGACGAAGGACUGCUGCGAGUCGGUAAAGGGGAUAAGGGAGAGCGAGCCGGAGUGCUUGUGCUACGUCAUACAGCAGGUCAACAGCGGCAGCGACGAGAUCAAGAAGAUGGGGAUCCAGGUGGCCAAGUUGCUUCAGCUCCCCACUGCAUGCAGCUUGAAAAACGCCAGCGCCACCGACUGUCCUAAGCUUCUAGGCAUACCUGCUGGCUCACCAGAGGCUGCUAUCUUCAAUAAUAAUGCUUCAUCGACAGCAACUCCUUCUGCACCUGCCGGAAAAUCAGCACCGGAGAAGGCCAGCGACUCUAAUGGAAUUACCAAGCUCGGACCCCACCAUGCCGGUCUGAUGGCAACGGCUGUGGCCGUCCUUUUCUUUACAUUCCCUGUUGUUGGAUCAAUCUCUAAUCUCUUUGUUUAAGCAUAUGAGAGUGUGUGUGUGUGAAGGUCCUCUGCUGAGGGGUAGUAGUAGAGUAUUCCAAGUCCUUUAAUUCUUGGUUGUUUUUGCGCAAUCUUAGGACUCUUUUUAACAUUUGAUUGCCUUUGAGGCAAUGUGUUGUUUCCUUGACUUGGUCUCUGUGUUUCGUGUUUCAUCUUGGUCAGCUUCAUGCCAAGCGUUUCAUGUCCCAAUUUUAGCUUCAUAA
Molecule: messenger RNA, 1029 nt
Organism: Prunus avium (sweet cherry)
Lineage: Eukaryota; Viridiplantae; Streptophyta; Magnoliopsida; Rosales; Rosaceae
Gene: LTPG1
Product: glycosylphosphatidylinositol-anchored lipid protein transfer 1
Source: RefSeq, a predicted model, not a curated record